GAGAAGGAGAAAGGCCACUACAUUGGGUGCAAGAGUGCCCAGGAGGAUCCCAAGCUGUCCCAGGCAGCCCGUGCCAUGCAGCUGCAGAACGACCGGCUCUACAAGAAGGCCUACAACGACUCCAAGACCCAGAUCCACAUCCCAGUGGAUGCCUUGUCUGUGCAGGCAGCCAAGGAGUGCCAGACACUGGUCAGUGACGUCGACUACCGCCAGUACCUUCACCAGUGGACCUGUCUGCCCGACCAGAACGAUGUGAUCCAUGCCAGGAAGGCCUACGACCUACAGAGUGAUGCUAUCUAUAAAUCAGACCUGGAGUGGCUCCGUGGGAUUGGCUGGUUGCCUAAUGACUCUCCAGAGGUCAAGAGAGUGAAGCAAGCCCAGGAUCUGCUGAGUGAUAACGUGUAUCGGACGCCUAUCGAGCGCCUGAAGUACACCAGCAUUGUUGAUUCUCCAGAUGUUGUUCUGGCCAAAACCAACGCUGAACAAGUCAGCAUUCCUAAAUACAAAGAAGCCUGGGAAAAGGACAAGACUAUGAUCCAUAUUAUGCCAGACACACCUGAAAUCAACCUAGCCAAGACUAAUGCUGCUAAUUAUAGCCAGAAACUUUAUAAAGGAGCUUGGGAUGAGAUGAAGAUGAGUUAUGAUCUGAGAGCGGAUGCAAUCCCAAUCAAGGCAGCCAAAGCUUCUAGAGAAAUUGCUAGUGAUUAUAAAUACAAACUGGAACACGAGAAGCAGAAGGGACAUUACGUCGGAGUUCCAAAUGCUCAAGAAGACACAAAAAUGAACUUUGCACUCGGUAUAGGCAAAGUUCAGAGUGAACUGGAAUACAAGAAACACUUUGCCAAGUGGAAGACACAGUGUCACCUCCCAGCAGACAUGGUGUCCAUCGUGUCAGCCAAACAGGGGCAGUCUUUGGUCAGCGACGUGGAUUACAGGCACUACCUGCACCAGUGGAUCUGUCUGCCAGACCAGAACGAUGUCAUACAUGCUAGGAAAGCCUACGACCUGCAGAGUGAUGCUGUAUAUAAAUCUGAUUUAGAAUGGCUACGGGGUAUUGGAUGGCUGCCAAAUGACUCAGUUGGAGUCAACCACGUCAAAUAUGCUGGAGAUAUCCUGAAUGAGAGAAAGUACCGUACAAAAGCUGAAACUCUUCCAUUUACUGCAGUGGAUGACAGAGUUGACUAUGUCACAGCAAAGAAAAGUGGGGAAAUUCUCAGUGAUAUUAAAUACCACAAAGAAUGGAAUGAGGCCAAGACAAAUUAUACUCUAACAGAUACACCACAGCUAGAUAUGGCCCGAGAGGCAGCCAGAAUUCUUAAUCAGAAUCUAUACAAGGAAAGUUGGGAGAAAGAAAAAGCCACUGGUUACCUCUUGCCACCUGACACUGUGCAGAUCUGUCAUGCCAAACGCUCAAGUGAUGUCCAGAGUGAGCUGAAAUACAAAGCUGACUACGUCAAACAACGAGGUCACUACGUUGGAGUUGCCAGCAUGAGGGAUGACCCCAAACUGGUGUGGUUCGAGCACGCGGGCGAGAUCCAGAACGACAGGCUGUACAAAUCAGACUAUAACAAAACCAAGUCCAAGGUUCACAUCCCUGCAGACAUGGUGUCCUUGGUAGCAGCAAAGGAAGGUCAGAACUUGGUCAGUGACGUUGACUACCGCCAAUACCUGCACCAGUGGACCUGCCACCCUGACCAGAAUGACUGCAUUCAAGCCAGGAAGGCCUAUGACCUGCAGAGUGAUAAUAUUUAUAAAUCUGACUUGGAAUGGCUUCGUGGCUGUGGUUGGAUUCCUCUGGAUUCAGUGGAACAUAAGAAAGUUAAGCAUGCACAAGAGCUGAUAAAUAAGAGAGCAUAUACAAAAGAAGCCCUUGAUAACUUCUCCAAUUAUACCAGUGUGGUUGACACUCCUGACAUUGUUUUGGCAAAGAUUAACUCUGUCAAUCAGAGUGAUCUAAAAUACAAAGAAACAUUUAACCUUGAGAAAGGCCAGUACAUUGGGUCUGAUGAUACUCCUGCACUGAACCAUGCCAAGGACAUGUCUGUACUCUACAGUGAUAAACUUUAUAAAAAUGCUUGGGAAAUCAGCAAGCCCCUGGGGUACACUCUGGAUGAGAAAUACAUUCCACUUGUUGGAGCAAAGCAUGCAAACCACAUCAACAGUGAGCUUAAAUACAAGGCAAUAUAUGAGAAGCUGAAAGGCCAUUACCUGGCUGGGAAGGACAUCAGUGAUUUCCCCAGUGUCGUUCAUUCCCUGGAAUUCCAGAAGAUAAGGAGUGCGUUGGCAUACAGAAAGAAUUAUGAAGACACCAAAGCACAUGUCCAUAUUCCAAGUGACAUGAUGAACCACGUGCUGGCCAAGAAGUGCCAGUAUAUCCUCAGUGACCUGGAAUACCGAUCCUACCUCCACCAGUGGAGCUGUUCACCUGAAGAGCAUGAUGUCAUUCAAGCCAGAAAAGCCCAGGAAAUUCUGAGUGAUGUGGUGUAUAAAGAUGACUUAAAUUGGCUGAAGGGACUUGGAUGCUAUGUCUGGGAUACGCCACAAAUCCUGCAUGCCAAAAAAUCAUAUGACCUCCAGAGCCAAAUCAAAUACACAGCUGCAGGAAAAGAGAACUUGAAGAACUUUGGUGUUGUUACUGACACUCCUGUCUAUGUGACUGCAGUGCAGAGUGCUGUCAAUGCCAGUGAUGUGAAAUACAAGGAAGACUACCACAAAAACAAGGACAAGUACACAACUGUGCUUGAAACAGUAGAUUAUGAAAGAGUUCAAAAUUUGAAACAUCUCUUCAGCAAUAACCUCUACAAGGAAGCCUGGGAUAAAGUGAAAGCAACUGGCUAUAUAUUGCCCUCUGAUGCUGUACCCCUGACACGUGCAAAAGAGCUGAAGCACAAUGCUAGUACUGUGAAAUACCGAGAAGAAUAUGACAAGUUUAAAGCACUGUACACAAUACCCAGAGGUGUUGAGGAUGACCCCAACACAGCAAGGUGCCUUAGAGUUGGAAAGCUUAAUAUUGAUCGUCUCUACAAGGAAACCUAUGAGAAGAACAAAGCCAAAGUCCACAUUGUUCCAGACAUGGUGGACAUCAUCUCUGCUAAGGAUGCCCAGAAGAAAGUCAGUGAGAUCGACUACCGCACACGCCUCCAUGAGUGGCUCUGUCUGCCAGACCUCCAAGUCAAUGCCCAUGUUAGGAAAGUAACUGAUCAGCUCAGUGAUGUGAUAUACAAGGAUGAUCUUAACUGGCUGAAAGGCAUUGGCUGCUUUGUUUGGGACACUCCUGAAAUUCUCCACGCCAAACACGCCUACGAGCUCCGCAGCGAUAUCAAAUACAAAUCUAAGGCAGAAAAAAUGAAGGAUAAGUACACUCCAGUCGUGGACACCCCUGUUUAUGUCCAAAAUGUCCUCAGUGGCUUGAAUUCAAGUGAAAAUGUCUAUCGUAGUGAAUAUAUGCACAAUGUCAAAGGCAAAAUGAUUCCUACUGACAAAACAGUGGACUUGGAGAGGGCCUAUAAUGCAAACAAAAUACAGAGUGAAAAUUUGUAUCGCUGGGCUGGUGUGAAUGCUCUGCCCACUGGAUACAGCCUUCCCACAGAUACCCCCAGCUUCCAGCAUGCUAAGCAUGUCCAGUACAUUGGCAGUGAUCUGAAAUAUAAAGAAGCCUAUGAACACAUGAAAGCUAAAGGCUACACUCUGGGACCUAAAGAUGUUGGGUUUGAGAACGUGAGGAAAGUGAACCAAGUCAUAAAUGAGAGGUUGUAUCGGGCAACGUACCACAAGUACAAGGACAAGAUCCACACCACUCCAGAUACACCCGAAAUCCGUCAAGUCAGAGCAACCCAGGAAGCUGUCAGUGAUCUGAUCUACAAGUCGGAUUUCUUUAAGCUGCAGGGACACUUGAUUUCCUUGCCCUACACUCCUCAGGUGUUGCACUGUCGCUACGUUGGGGACAUCACAAGUGAUGUUAAAUACAAAGAGGAUUUGAGGUGGUUGAAGGGCUUGGGUUGCUUCCUCUAUGAUACUCCUGAUAUGGUCCGUGCUCGUCAUCUGCGUAAGCUUUGGUCUAAUUAUAUAUAUACUGAUACUGCAAAGAAGAUGUGGCCUAAAUACAAUGUGGUACUGGAUACUCCUGGAUACAGAGCAGUCCAGGAACUAAAAACUCAUUUGAGUGAACUGGUUUACAGAGCUGCAGGAAACGAGCUGAAGACGAAAUACACUUCUGUCCUUGAUACACCUGACUUCUUAAGAGCCAAGGAGGGGCAAAAGAUACAAAGCCAGUACUUGUAUGUGGAACUUGCCACAAAAGAGAGACCCCAUCAUCAUGCUGGUGGUCAGACUCCAGCCUUUACACAUGCUAGGCAAGUCAAGGACAUGGUCAGUGAGAAAAAGUAUAAAACCCAGUAUGAGAAGAUGAAGGACAAAUACACACCCAUCCCUGACACGCCAGUCUUGAUCAGAGCCAAGCGAGCCUACCUGAAUGCCAGUGAUCUGCGUUACAAAGAAACCUUUGAAAAUACUAAAGGCAAAUACCACACAGUGAAAGAUGCUUUGGACAUUGUCUAUCACCGCAAGGUCACCGACGACAUCAGCAGUGUGAAAUACAAGGAAAAUUAUAUGAGCCAGUUAGGAAUCUGGAGAUCGAUCCCAGACCGUCCAGAGCAUUUCCACCAUCGUGCAGUCACAGAAGCUAUUAGUGAUGUUAAAUACAAGGAAGACUUAUCAUGGCUCCGAGGCAUUGGCUGCUAUGCAUGGGAUACUCCAAGUUUUGUUCUGGCAGAGAAGAAUAAAGUGCUCUACAGUGGAUGUAAGUACAAGGAGCAAUUUGAGAAGACUAAGUCUCAUUUUAAGUAUGUAGCUGACUCUCCAAGUAAUGAGCAUUUUAAAUAUGCAACUCAGCUGGUGGAUGGGAAAAGAUAUAAAUCCUUUGCCAAGAUGCUCCUGCAACAAGGAUGUAAUGAAAUUCUGAGGCCAGAUAUGCUGACAGCACUCUACAACACAUACUUAUGGAGCCAGGUCCAGUACAAAAAGGACUAUGAAAAGAAGAAGGGCAAGUAUACAAUGGUUGUGGAUACUCCAGAACACUUGAGGACUACAAAAGUCAACAAGCAGAUUAGUGAUAUUAUUUACAAGCUGGAGUAUAACAAAGCAAAGCCUAAAGGCUACACCACCAUCCAUGACACACCCAUGCUGCUGCACGUGCGCAAGGUCAAGGACAGAAUAAGUGAUCUGAAAUACAAAGAAGUGUAUGAGAGGAAUAAGUCUCACUGCAAUGUCAAAGUAGAUUCUGUUCAUAUUAAGACUCCAAGACAUACUUACAAGCUAAACAGCAAUCUGGAUUAUAAGAAGAAAUAUGAAGCAGCCAAGGCCCAUUGGCACUGGAUUGCUGAUAGACCUGACUUUGUCCAAGCAGCCAAGUCAUCUCUGCAACAGAGUGAUUAUGAAUACAAACUGGACAGGGAAUUCCUCAAAGGAUGCAAACUCUCAGUCACAGAUGAUAAAAACACAGUAUUGGCCUUAAAUAAUGCCAUCCUGGCAAGUGAUAUAAAAUACAAAGAGAAGCACAACAAAGCUCGAGGAACUUACCAUGUUGUUCCAGAUACACCUCAGAUACUCCUGGCCAAGAAUGUCAGCUCCCUGGUAUCUGAGAACAAAUACAAAGAACACAGCAAGAAGCAGCUUCCACAUGGGACUUUCACAACCCUGCCAGAGACACGGGACACUGCUCAUGUGAAAGAGGUGACCAAGAAUGUCAGUGAGACAAACUAUAAGAAGAAGUUUGUGAAAGAGAAGGGCAAGUCUAAUUAUUCUGUCAUGCUGGAGCCUCCUGAUGUGAAACAUGCUAUGGAAGUUGCUAAGCACCAGAGUACAGUUGAAUACAAGAAAGAUGCCAAGACAAAGCUCCACUACACACCUAUAGCAGAUCGCCCAGAUAUUAAGAAAGCAACUCAGGCUGCCAAGUUAAUUAGUGAUAUUGAGUACAAGAAGCGUGGAGAAGCUGGCAUUGGUGUCACCAUGCUGGGACGUCCAGAUAUUGAACUGGCAAAGGAGGUGUCCAAGCUAACCAGCCAGGUGAAAUAUAAGGAGAAUUUCUCCAAAGAGAUGGGUAAAAAGCCAAAGUAUGAUUUAAAGGAGGCUAAAAUCUACAAGACCAUGAAAGAUGCUCACAACAUGGCUAGUGAGGUGAAAUACAAGGCAGAUUUAAAGAAACUUCACAAGCCAGUCACAGACAUGUCUGAGUCUCUGAUCAUGAACCACGUCCUGAACACCAGCCAGCUCGCCAGUACUGUGAAAUACAAAGAAAAGUAUGAGAAGGAGAAAGGAAAACCCAUGCUGGACUUUGAAACUCCAACAUACCUCACUGCAAAGGAAUCUCAGCUCAUGCAGAGUGAGAAAGAGUAUAAGAAGGAUCUGGAGGAAGGUGUCAAAGGUAAAGGACUAACAGCUUUAGAGGAGACUCCAGACAUGUUAAGAGCAAAGAAUGCAACUCAGAUCCUGAACGAGAAAGAGUACAAAAAAGCCUUGGAAUUAGAAAUCAGAGGAAAAGGUCUGACAGAACUGGCUUUGGAGACACCAGAUUUUGUGAGAGCAAAGAAUGCCACUGACAUCGCCAGCCAGAUCAAGUACAAACAACUGGCAGAAAUGGAGAAGGCCAACUACACCAGUGUCGUCGAUACCCCUGAGAUCGUUCAUGCCCAGCAGGUCAAGGACCUGUCAAGCCAGAAAAAGUACAAGGAAGAGGCAGAAAGGACCAUGCCACACUAUGUGCCUGUAGCAGACACACCAGAAAUGCAGAGAGUCCGUGAGAAUCAGAAGAACUUCAGCACACUUCAGUAUCAGUGGGACCUACAGAACAGUAAAGGAAAAGUUACAGUUGUGCAAGACACCCCAGAAAUGCUGCGUGUGAGGGAAAACCAGAAGAAUUUCAGCUCGAUUUUAUAUAAAGAAGAUACUGGACCUGGAACUACUAUUGAAAAGACACCAGAGAUGCAGAGAGUUAAAAGAACCCAGGAUGCAAUCAGCUCG
This is a messenger RNA of Merops nubicus (carmine bee-eater), 7017 nucleotides long. RefSeq names its product nebulin (gene NEB). The annotation marks the transcript as partial. Gene Ontology annotation, molecular function: actin filament binding. The transcript has 58 exons. Gene Ontology annotation, cellular component: Z disc. The record is from RefSeq and is a predicted model, not a curated record. Gene Ontology annotation, biological process: cardiac muscle thin filament assembly. Lineage: Eukaryota; Metazoa; Chordata; Aves; Coraciiformes; Meropidae.